Molecule: messenger RNA, 300 nt
Organism: Monoraphidium neglectum
Lineage: Eukaryota; Viridiplantae; Chlorophyta; Chlorophyceae; Sphaeropleales; Selenastraceae
Exons: 1
Source: RefSeq, a predicted model, not a curated record
CUGCUGUCAGGGGAGCAGCGCCGCCGCUACUCAGACCUCAUCUCCUCCCCCCACCUGCCGGCCAUGCGGCCGCCCGUGCCGCUGUCACACGUCGACCGCCCAAAGCGCCUGCCCUCGGCGCCGCAGGGCCUGCUCGAUGGCGGCGCCGGCGGCAGCGGCGGCGGCGCCGCGGAGUAUGCGACCCCGCCGCGGCGGGCGGCGCCGCCGGGGCCACCGGGGCGCGGGCCGGCGGGCGGGGGCGCCAACGGCGUGCCGCAGACGCCCACAGCACGCCGCGCGCCGCCGCCGCCCCCCAAGUGA